GCACAUCCCUCUUUGCGGCCCGUGGGCUAGGACGGGGUCCCUCCCCUCAGUGCCUGCCUCUCCAGCCACUCAUGGCCGAGGCAGCGUGCCCAUCGCCCAGUGCUCUUGACACUCUGUGCUUCAAGGUGAACGAGGUUGGGCAGUGCUGCCCUUAGCCCGAGUGCGGUUCUCCACACGGGACCUGGUCCUCCAGAGCAGGAGGCAGCUCGCUGGGGCCCGGGGGCCAAAUCUGGCUCCUCCUGCCUCUUUCUGUAAAUACAGUUUUAUUGGAAUACAGCCACACUCGGGCGUUUACAUAUUGUCUACAGCUGUGUUCAUGUCACAGUGGCAGGGUUAACUAAUUACCACUGGGACUGUAUGGCCUGAAAUACUUAUUACGUAGUCCUUGGUAGCAGAAAGCAUGCUGGUCCCGGAUCUAAGGGGUAGGUGGGUUGGUUGGUUCUGUAUUUAAAGCAGUGGAACCCAUUCUUCAAACCCAACGUUGAGGCUGAGGCUCCUGAGUUAAACAGCUUGGCAUGGGGGAGCUGUGGGUUCAGUGGGCUGGGGGCUCCAUGGCCUUGGGUCUCGCUCUGGACCUCUGGGCUCAAAGCUUCCUGAGCGGCUGUGAAGACCACUGCUCUAGACCUGCCUGGAUGUGGUCUGAUGGGUUGAGCCAGGGCCACCGGGUAGCUUCUCAGGGAUCCUGCAGGUGCUCUGCAGCCUGGGCCCAAGGGGCAGCUGGUGAACCUGUGUGCCUCCACACCAGUCCAAGUCUGGGAGAAGGAGGCUGUAAGGUAGUGCCCUGCAGACCAUGAACUGAGCACUGGUCCCAGACGGUUCAUGAGCACAGUAUAAGGUGUGCCGAGAUCACCACCCAGCAAGCCCCUCCCCUGCCCAGCACUGAAGACCAGCAGAGAAGAUGGGGAGGAAAAAGAUUCAGAUCCAGCGAAUCACCGACGAGCGGAACCGGCAGGUGACGUUCACCAAGCGGAAGUUUGGGCUGAUGAAGAAGGCGUACGAGCUGAGCGUGCUGUGCGACUGCGAGAUCGCCCUCAUCAUCUUCAACCACUCCAACAAGCUGUUCCAGUACGCCAGCACCGACAUGGACAAGGUGUUGCUCAAGUACACCGAGUACAACGAGCCGCACGAGAGCCGCACCAACGCCGACAUCAUCGAGACCCUGAGGAAGAAGGGCUUCAACGGCUGCGACAGCCCGGAGCCCGACGGGGAGGACUCGCUGGAGCAGAGCCCCCUGCUGGAGGACAAGUACCGGCGCGCCAGCGAGGAGCUGGACGGGCUCUUCCGGCGCUAUGGGUCGUCCGUCCCGGCCCCCAACUUUGCCAUGCCUGUCACGGUGCCCGUGUCCAAUCAGAGCUCCCUGCAGUUCAGCAACCCAAGCGGCUCCCUGGUCACUCCUUCCUUGGUGACGUCAUCCCUCACGGACCCCCGGCUCCUCUCCCCACAGCAGCCAGCGCUGCAGAGGAAUAGCGUGUCUCCCGGCCUGCCCCAGCGGCCGGCCAGUGCAGGGGCCAUGCUGGGCGGAGACCUCAGCAGUGCUAACGGAGCCUGCCCAAGUCCUGUUGGGAAUGGCUACGUCAGUGCCCGGGCUUCCCCUGGCCUCCUCCCUGUGGCCAACGGCAACAGCCUCAAUAAAGUCAUCCCUGCCAAGUCUCCGCCCCCACCCACCCACGGCGCCCAGCUCGGAGCCCCCAGCCGCAAGCCCGACCUCCGCGUCAUCACUUCCCAGGGAGGAAAGGGGUUAAUGCAUCACUUGACUGAGGACCAUUUAGAUCUGAACAACGCCCAGCGCCUUGGGGUCUCCCAGUCGACCCACUCGCUCACCACCCCAGUGGUUUCCGUGGCAACACCAAGUUUACUCAGCCAGGGCCUCCCCUUCUCUUCCAUGCCCACUGCGUACAACACAGAUUACCAGUUGACCAGUGCAGAGAUCUCCUCCCUACCAGCUUUCAGCUCGCCUGGGGGGCUGUCGCUAGGCAACGUCACCGCCUGGCCACAGCCCCAGCAGCCCCAGCCACAGCCCCAGGCCCAGCCCCAGCCCCAGGCCCAGCCACCCCAGCAGCAGACCCACCUGGUCCCGGUGUCCCUCGGCAACCUCAUCCCGGGCAGCCCACUGCCGCACGUGGGUGCUGCUCUCACCGUCACCACCCACCCCCACAUCAGCAUCAAGUCGGAGCCUGUGUCCCCAAGCCGUGAACGCAGCCCUGCGCCCCCCAAUCCGGCUGUGUUCCCGGCCGCCGCCCGCCCCGAUCCUGGCGAUGGCCUGAGCAGCCCUGCGGGGGGCUCCUACGAGUCAGGGGACCGGGACGACGGACGGGGAGACUACGGGCCGGCCCUGGGCCUGCUGCGCCCGGCCCCAGAGCCCGAGGCCGAGGGCGCAGCUGUGAAGAGGAUGCGGCUGGACACCUGGACAUUAAAGUGAUGACCCCACUCCCCUCCUCUCAGCCUCCCUGAC
Molecule: messenger RNA, 2452 nt
Organism: Echinops telfairi (small Madagascar hedgehog)
Lineage: Eukaryota; Metazoa; Chordata; Mammalia; Afrosoricida; Tenrecidae
Gene: MEF2D
Product: myocyte enhancer factor 2D
Exons: 12
Coding region: 899-2419 (506 amino acids)
Biological process (GO): positive regulation of transcription by RNA polymerase II; cell differentiation
Molecular function (GO): DNA-binding transcription factor activity, RNA polymerase II-specific; RNA polymerase II cis-regulatory region sequence-specific DNA binding; protein dimerization activity
Source: RefSeq, a predicted model, not a curated record